This is a messenger RNA of Phragmites australis (common reed), 1153 nucleotides long. RefSeq names its product large ribosomal subunit protein uL30x-like. Gene Ontology annotation, biological process: maturation of LSU-rRNA from tricistronic rRNA transcript (SSU-rRNA, 5.8S rRNA, LSU-rRNA). The record is from RefSeq and is a predicted model, not a curated record. Lineage: Eukaryota; Viridiplantae; Streptophyta; Magnoliopsida; Poales; Poaceae. The transcript has 7 exons. The coding region runs from base 151 to 885 and encodes 244 amino acids. Gene Ontology annotation, molecular function: RNA binding; structural constituent of ribosome. Gene Ontology annotation, cellular component: cytosolic large ribosomal subunit.
CGCGGGCCGGUCCAACCAAUCGCAGCCGUCGGAUCACCUCCGCAAACCCUAGCCACUAAACCCCACCUACUUAACCCGCCCUUCCCACUCCCCUCGCCGCCGCCGCCGCCGCCUCUCUCCAUCGUCCACUCUCCCACGCAGCUCGUCGAGAUGUCGUCCGAAGCGGCGAGGGUGGCGGUGCCGGAGUCGGUGCUCCGGAAGCGGAAGCGCGAGGAGCAGUGGGCGGCCGAGAAGAAGGAGAAGGCCGUGGCCGCGAAGAAGAAGUCCAUUGAGAGCCGCAAGCUCAUCUUCACCCGCGCCAAGCAGUACGCCGAGGAGUACGAGGCCCAGGAGAAGGAGUUGGUGCAGCUUAAGCGUGAGGCCCGGAUGAAGGGUGGCUUCUAUGUCAGUCCUGAGGCAAAGCUGCUCUUUGUUAUCCGUAUCCGUGGUAUCAACGCCAUGCACCCUAAGACCAGGAAGAUCUUGCAGCUUUUGCGUUUAAGGCAGAUCUUCAAUGGUGUGUUCCUGAAGGUCAACAAGGCUACCAUUAACAUGCUCCGCAGAGUUGAGCCAUAUGUUGCAUAUGGGUACCCGAACUUGAAGAGUGUCAGAGAGUUGAUCUACAAGAGGGGCCACGGAAAGCUGAACAAGCAGAGGAUUCCUCUGUCCAACAACCAAGUCAUCGAGGAGGGCUUGGGCAAGCACAACAUUGUCUGCAUUGAGGAUCUUGUUCAUGAGAUCAUGACUGUUGGCCCACAUUUCAAGGAGGCAAACAACUUCCUGUGGCCAUUCAAGCUGAAGGCCCCGCUGGGAGGCCUGAAGAAGAAGAGGAACCACUAUGUGGAGGGUGGUGACGCUGGUAACCGUGAGAACUACAUCAAUGAGCUCAUCAAAAGGAUGAACUAGGUUCACUAGCCUAUUGGCAGCGCCUUGUGUCGGAAGGAGACUGUUAUGUUUAUUUUACAUUAGGAAGUUGAAUCAUGGAUUAAUAUGCAUGCAAUUUUGAUAUUUGGAACUAGAUGUUUAUGGAAGAAAUCUGACCUUUUAUCUGGCGGUUUGGAAUUAUAUUAAAUGACUUAUCCUGAGAUGUGAAUAUUGGUCACCUUUGUAAGACUUGUGGCUUGGGUGCCUGGCCAAUAUAAUGGCAACGUAUCACGGUAUCAUGUGAACUCCA